UCCCGUGGCAGCUGCGCCUGCCGCCAGUCGACGCCGCCUGGGCCUCCCCUCCCGCGCCCCUCGACAGGGCCCCGGGGCCCUAUUUCUUCCGGAGGCCCAGUAAGGGAUCAGAUGUCAUGCUUAAUCCUAAGUCUUCAGAGCAGUCUACCAUGUGUGAAAGACAUUGUACGAAGUCAUCCGCAAAACUUUCUAUGCACAUAGAAGGUAUGCCCUCUGAGAUCCUACUGAAGAUAUUUUCUUACUUGGAUGCUGUUACCCUUUUGUGUAUUGGCUGUGUGAACAAGCGCUUCUAUUCUUUGGCCAAUGACAAUUUUAUUUGGUUCAGAAUCUACUCCGCUUCUUUUUCACCUAAGAGAUCAAAUUGGGAAAUGAAUGCAGUAGAGAAGACAGCUGUAUCUUUGAGUCAUACAUCACUUCAUGACAAAGAAACUGGAUACUGGAAGAAAAAAUAUAUUGUGAAACAAAUAGCAGCCGGAAAAACAGCUGUAACUCAGCUUCUCAAACCUGUAAAUCCAUAUACAGGUCUGCCAGUGAAGACCAAAGAAGCCCUGAGAGUAUCUGGAUUGAGUUGGGUGAUUGUAUUGAAGGAGAAAAAUGGGAAAGAGUACAUCAUGGAGCAGGCUGAGUUUUCUGUGAAUGACACAUCUGUUACAGUUGUGUGGCAUGGGAAUAAUUGGCCACGUAUAGACAAGCUGGCAACACUAGACUUAUGUGGUGUGACACCAGUUUUUUUGGACCGCUAUAAGGUCCCCACCAAAAAUGGACCUCGAAGGCGUUCCUUAGUUGCCGAGUACAAUCUGACUAACCUAACUAAAUCCACUUCGAUUGGCUCUGACAGACUUAUUCGGACGUUCUGCCUAAACCCAGGGCUUCUAGUUGGUCUAUGGAAGAAAGAGAAGGAAAUGGCUUUUGUUAUGGCGAAUCUUCAUUUUCAUCUACUGGUGGAGAGAAGCACUUUAGGCUCAGCCACUGUCCCUUAUAUGCUGCCGCCUCACAUUCCUUUUCUGGAUGACAUUGACCAACAAUAUGGACUACAUGGUUAUCAGCUCCAUGUUGACAUGCACAGUGGUGGAAGUUCCUACCUUUGUGGUACCUUUCGUAAUCUCUUCAGCAGGAAAGAUUUCAUUAAAAAUGGAUAUAUGAAGCUCAUCGUUAUAAGUUUUAAAAACAAUGCACAGCAUUUACCUCUCAUUGGAAAAGUUGGCCUCUGUUGGAAAACAGAUGUUUUUGCUGGUUGUAUACAGAACUGUUAUAUGAUGGAUGUAACCCUUUUGGAUGAAACAGAGAAACCAUUUUGGUGUUUCAGUUCCCCAGUUUGCAUGAGACCUGCUACGAGACCUUCUGACUUUUUUAAUUACAGAGGACAUCACUUUUAUGUUACCUACAUAGACUCAGUAGGAAAAGUGAAUUUGGAGCUGGUCUGGAUGGAAGAGACAGAAGAAUACUAUGUUGUUAGCCUGGCUCUUUACCUAAGAAUAGAAAAAGUAAACAGUUGGUUUGGAACAAACUACUGACCAUCAGCCUGGCAGGAAAUUAUUUUGUUUCUUAUUAGUUUUUUUGUUGUUGUUGGUAUUGUAAGUUAAAAUAAAACUUGUACCAUGAUUGCA
Messenger RNA from Vombatus ursinus (common wombat), 1607 nucleotides. RefSeq names its product F-box protein 15 (gene FBXO15). The transcript is spliced from 10 exons. The coding region runs from base 117 to 1514 and encodes 465 amino acids. Gene Ontology annotation, molecular function: protein binding. The record is from RefSeq and is a predicted model, not a curated record. NCBI's taxonomy places the organism in Eukaryota, Metazoa, Chordata, Mammalia, Diprotodontia, Vombatidae.